This is a messenger RNA of Miscanthus lutarioriparius, 2079 nucleotides long. NCBI's taxonomy places the organism in Eukaryota, Viridiplantae, Streptophyta, Magnoliopsida, Poales, Poaceae. The record is from the annotation of a GenBank genome assembly.
AUGGGUAAGUCAAGCAAGAAGUCCAGUGUUGAGGCCGCACCUGUUGCUGUCUCAGUUCCAGAGGGGAAAUCUGUAAAGAAGGGGAAGAGAAAUGCAGAAGAUGAGAUUGAGAAGGCCGUGAGUGCCAAGAAGCAAAAGACUGCAUCUGAAAAGGCCGUGCCGGUUAAGAAGCAGCCCCCUCCAAAGAAAGUUGAGAUCAGCAGCUCUGACUCUGAGGAGGAUUCUUCAGAUUCUGAAGUGGAGGUGCCGGUUAAGAAGCAGCCCCCUCCAAAGAAAGUUGAGAGCAGCAGCUCUGACUCUGAGGAGGAUUCUUCAGAUUCUGAAGUGGAGGUUAAGGUCCAGCCAAAAAAGGUCAUUCAACCAAAGAAAGGUACACAACCUGCUAAACAGGAGUCCAGUGAUGGCAGCAGCUCUGAGAGCUCCUCAGAUGAUGAACCUUCCAAAAAACCAGUUGCCGGUUCAAAUAAGCCAGCUGCCAGUAGUAGCGACAGUGAUGACAGCAGUGACAGUGAUGAUAGCAGUUCUGAUGAGGAACCUGCAAAAAAGCCCACUGUCCUUUCAAAGAAGCCUGUCACAGCUGUUAGUGAUGGUUCAAAACAGGUUAAGCAUGAUAGCAGCAGCUCCGACAGUAGCUCAGAUGAGGAUGAAAAACCUGCUGCUAACCUAAAGAAGCCUCCGGUUGCCUCUGUGCAAAAGAAGACCCAAGAAUCUGAUAGCUCUGACAGUGAUUCUGAUGAUGAUGAAUCAGAAGAUGAUAUUCCUGCUAAGGCUCCAGUAGUGGCCAAGAAAAAGGAAGUAUCCAGUGACAGUUCUGAUUCUGAUAGUGAUUCUGAGUCUGAGGAUGAGGAUAAUAAUGCUAAAACAGUACAGCCUGCCAAGGCUGCUGCUCCUAAAAAGGAGGAGGAAUCUAGUGGGAGCUCAGAUUCUGACUCAGAGUCAGAUUCUGAUUCUGAUGAACCUGAAAAACCUACUGUCCCUGCGAAAAGGCCUCUAGCAACAAAUAAGAAGAAUGAAGAAUCCAGCGACGAAUCUGAUGGCAGCUCUGAUGAGAGUUCUGAUGAAAGUGACGAGGAGCCUCCACAAAAGAAGUCUAAGGAUUCUGCACCUUCUGGUGCUGCCAAGGCUGCCACUAAGGUUUCAAAGAAAGAAAGCAGCAGCGAUGAAGAUGAUGGAAGUUUGGAUGAAAGCUCUGACGAUGAGGAGGAAAGUGAACCAACUAAAACUCCUAAGAAAAAGGAAACUUCUGUAGACACUACGCAAAAGUUGGCACGUAAUGAGCCCAAAACUCCUGCCAAAAGCCAAAGUCAGGCUACUGGUUCAAAGACUAUUUUUGUUGGGAAUUUAGCCUAUAGUAUAGAGCGUGAACAAGUUAAGGAAUUUUUUGAGGAGGCUGGCGAAGUUGUAGAUGUUCGUUUAUCUACUUUUGAUGAUGGGAGUUUCAAGGGUUAUGGACAUGUUGAAUUCGCUACUGUUGAAGCUGCUCAAAAGGCACUUGAAUUUAUUGGUCAUGACCUGAUGGGGCGUCCUCUAAGGAUCGACAUAGCUGUCGAGAGGGGUUCAUACACUCCUAGCAGCGGGAAGGACAACGGUUCAUUCAGGAAGUCUGCUCAAAGGUCAGGCAACACUGUAUUUAUUAAGGGCUUUGACACGUCUGGUGGAGAGGACCAGAUCCGGAGUGCUCUCCAACAACAUUUUGGCUUAUGUGGAGAGAUUACCCGUAUUUCAAUUCCAAAGGAUUAUGACACUGGUGCAAGCAAAGGAAUGGCAUACAUGGAUUUCAAGGACCCAGAUUCCUUGAAUAAAGCAUAUGAGCUGAAUGGAACCGACCUUGGUGGCUACAGCUUGUAUGUCGAUGAAGCGAAGCCGAGACCUGAUAACAACAGGGACGGUGGCUUCAGUAGUGGGCGUGGUGGCAGAGGAGGAAGGAGUGACAGGGGGCGUGGUGGUGGCCGUGGGCGUGGAUUUGGAGGCCGUGGUGGAAGGGGUGACACAGGCCGUGGUGGCCGGGGUACGCCUUUCAGACCGACCGCUGGUACCCCUAGUACAGGAAAGAAGACUACAUUUGGUGAUGACGAUUGA